Messenger RNA from Amaranthus tricolor (Joseph's coat), 5882 nucleotides. Its product is annotated as pentatricopeptide repeat-containing protein At1g71210, mitochondrial-like. The record is from RefSeq and is a predicted model, not a curated record. The transcript is spliced from 2 exons. Gene Ontology annotation, molecular function: protein binding. NCBI's taxonomy places the organism in Eukaryota, Viridiplantae, Streptophyta, Magnoliopsida, Caryophyllales, Amaranthaceae. Bases 166 to 2802 code for a protein of 878 amino acids.
UAGUGAAUCGUCUUCCCUCCUUCCCCUCCGUUCUUCCUCGUUUUUUCUCUCAAAUCUUCUUCCAAUGUACCAAUCAGUUCCUUUUCCAAAAUCCAAUCCAUAAACAUCACCACAUUUUUCUACUUAUGCCCAUCAAAAUUCAAUUCAAGCUCUAGUUAUCAAAUUAUGCUUACAAUAACACCCAAAUAUAUUAACAAGACCAAAUCUUUUCUCCUUCCUCUUUUGAUCUUCAACUCUUACUACUCAAAUCCUUCGUCUUCUGCAAAAAUCCUUAUAAACCCAUCUUUAGUCGGGACCCAUCUUCCGAACCCAUCUUCAGAUUCUAAAGAAAUUGCUGCUUCUUUCAAGGAUUGGUUUAGAACCUCCAAAAACCCAAAUUUCGAUAGAAUAUUCAAGAUUUUGAGUAUUAGAGGUGAUGAAGUUCUUGCUAUUUCUGCAAAGGAGGAUAGCGAUUGGGGUCUUGGUAAAUUGGAUAUCAAAUUGUCAGAAUCCUUUGUUUUAGAGGUACUUAAUUAUAAAAAAGAUGAUAUUUUAAGUUGCUUGAAAUUUUUUGAUUGGUGUGGUAGACAACCCUAUUUUAAUCAUACUCUUGCUACCUGUGUUGCACUUUUUAAGAUUUUGAGCCGUGCAAAACUUCAAUCUUUGAUGCUAGAUUUGUUAGAUAGUUUUAAAAAGCAGAGAAAAUUGCAUACAAUUAGGUUUAAUGAUAUGCUUGUUGUUGGGUAUGCUUUAGCUGGAAAAGUUUAUAUUGCACUCCAAGUGUAUGGUAAAAUGCGCUUUCAUGGGCUUGAUUUAGAUAGUGCUAGUUAUCAUAUUCUAUUGAAUUCAUUAGUUGAGGAAGGUUGUUUCGAUGAAAUGAAUGUUGUAUUGGAUCAAAUUAGGAGGAGAGGGUAUGAAGACAAGUUUACUCAUAGUAUUGUGAUAAAGAGCUUGUGUAAGCAAUGCCAGUUGGAUGAAGCGGAGGAGUAUUUGCGAGGUUUGUUGAGUCGUGUAAAGGUGCUGCCACAUCAUGCCAUUGGUAUACUGGUGGAAGCUUUUUGUAAGAGUGGAAGGUUUUCAUGUGGUGCUAAGUUAAUUCAAGAAUUUGGGGAGAUGGAAGGUGUUCCUGUGCAGGAGGCAUAUGGUAUUUGGAUUAAGUGUCUUGCGCUAGCUGGGAAAACUGAUACUGCUUUGAAAUUCUUGAAUGACAAAAAGUCUGUUGAAGGGUAUAUUCCUGAUGCGAUUAGGUACAAUAUUUUGAUAUUUAGGCUUCUUAAGAAAAAUCAGCUUAAGGAGGUUAGUGAUUUGUUGUUGGAUAUGAAGGAGAACAGAAUUGUGCCUGAUAAGGUUACCAUGAAUGCUGUAUUGUGCUUCUUUUGUAAGGCUGGAAUGAUGGAUGUUGCCCUUGAGUUGUAUGAAUUGAGGACUGAAUUUGGGUUUACUCCUCAUAGUUUGAUGUUUAAUUAUGUAAUAAACACUCUAUGCAGUGAGGACAACAUUGAUGAAGCUUUUCAGAUGUUGAAGAAUUUGAUGCAACAGGGUUACAUUCCUGGCAAGAGGACUUUUUCUAUUCUUGCCGAUGCAUUAUGUAGGCAAGGUAGGCUCGAUGAAAUGAAGGACCUAUUUAUGUUUGCCUUAGAGCGUAAAUUAAUUCCUUCCGAUUCUGCGUAUGAGAAAUUCAUUAGAUCCCUUUGUCGGGCUAAAAGGGUUCAAGAUGGUUACUUGCUCCACGGAGAGUUUAAUAGAUUAAAUAAAACACCUAGUAAAAGUACUUAUUCAUACUUGAUCUACGGCUUCAAUCAUGCAAGAAGGGGAGAUCUUGCUGCUAGACUUCUUAUUGAAAUGCAAGAGAAAGGUCAUACACCGUCAGAUAAAUUGUUUAAGUAUGUUCUACGAUGUGUAUGUCAAAUGGAUAACCCUGAGAGACUCUUUCUGCAUUUACUGGAGAUACAGUGUUCUCGUAAAGGAUAUGAUCAGCGUACUUUUAAUUAUUUUAUCUAUGGCGCUGGUGCUGCUUCUAGACCUGACCUUGGUAGAGGAGUUUAUGAUAUGAUGUUGAAAUCCGGCAUUGUCCCUAAUGUAAACUCUGAAAUUCUUAUGCUGAGAUGUUACCUAAGAAGCGGAAAGAUAGCUGAUGCACUGAACUUCUUUGAAGAUGUCAAGAAAAGAAAAAUGGUGGGAAGAAAAAUUUACACUACCAUGGUGAUUGGCCUUUGCAAAUCCAGGAAAGCGGAUUCCGCUUUGGCCAUGUUGAAGCAAGCAAGAGAGAAUGGAUUAGUCCCUAGCCUGUUUUGUUAUGAGACACUCAUAAAGCUGUGUUGCUCGGAAACUAAGUAUGAUGAGGCGGUUCAAUUAAUCAAGGAGAUGGAGAAAAUUGGACGUAAAGUUUCAUCUUUUGUUGGCAAUUUACUUAUGUUACACUCACUUUAUGAUCACAAUCUGUAUAAGGCGUGGCUCCGUUCAAGUGAUCAAUCUAAUGAGAAACUUAGUCAUGCAAUGCUUGGCCAGGUAAUUGCUACUUUUUCUGGCCAUGUUAAUACUGAUGCUAAGGCUGAGGACUUGGAAGAACUUGUUCAGAAUUGCUUUCCCCUUGAUCUAUAUUCUUACAACAUGAUGUUGAGAAAGUUGAGCAUCAAUAACAUGGAUGAAGCUUGCCGAUUGUUCAAGCGGAUGUGUCGAAAAGGCUACCAACCUAAUAGGUGGUCUUAUGACACAAUUGUUCAUGGCUUCUAUAUGCAUGGUAGAAAAGCUGAAGCUCAACUGUGGGCAGAUGAAAUGUUAUGGCAAGGAUAUGCUCCAACUGAAUGCACCCGUGAUAUUUGACGAAAAAAAUAUAUGGUCAGACAAUACAAAAGAACAGGCAUAGAAUGAACUUGAAAUUCAUUUUCCACGCGCUAAAGGACGCCUUUGGACUACUAUCGGAACUUGGAUUCAAAUACUUGUCUUGAUAAAAUGUCGGAAAUUAUUGUUGAACGUUAAGGAGGAGAAGCUUGCGCAAGUAGGCUUCUACAUCAGUAAGAGUGGUAUUAAGGGAGGGAGGGUUGGUAGCAUUUGCCACCUACGAGCUAUGAAAAUCGUUGGCAGUUGGCAUUUUCUGGAGUUUUGAUACGCAUCUCAAAGGUGUUUUUGUGUUUUAUGCCCGAAACUAGUUAAAUGUAGACCGUUUUUUCAUGGUAUUAACGCAAUGCUGCAAGACUGUCAACUUUUAAAUCAUUGCCAUAGAAUGCGAAUUGAGCUGAUAUGUAAUCGUAGCAUUUGAUCUCAAUUUUCCAAUAAUUCUUUGAAGCAGCGUCGCAUGAUUCACUAAUCUUCUCGCGAAUAGUGAAUCGUAAAAAGGGAAUAAUGGUUGGUUUUAGGCUAUUUUUGGGCCUUUCGAGGGAGUCAAGAAUUCAAAAGACAAAAUAGCUGGCGAAUUAUGUUUCACUGCUUUGAACAGAUGUUGGAUACGUGACUGCAGCUUCCAAUUUAGCUCCUACAGAUAAACUUUUUUGGGUGGUCAUUCCGGUGAAUGAAUCGGGAUUUUUUGUACCUUUAGAAUAACGCUAUAGCUAGCUUUUGGCAUGCUAAUUUUGUUGUAACUACUUUUGCUUCAAGAAUAUUGAGGACAAAAGCAAAUGUCCUAUUCUUCAAAGAGGUUUCCUUUUCUUUUUGAUGGAUACUUCGACUCAUUAGUUAUACGGACGAGCAAAUAACAAAAUACUCAGGAGUUAGGAGGUUAGACAACUUGAUUCUUAUAGGAACAAUGAGCGAAGAGACGGACAAAUUUUGAUAAUAAAAGUAAGGUGUGUGUCUCAAUUCUCAAGCUCUUAUUGCUGUAUUGCAGUUAGCAUUCAUUUUUGUUCUUUUUUGACAUUGUAACACUUCAUUUUUUGGCUGAAUUUAUAGAAUUUUUUCUUAAAUAACAGAAUGCAGAGUUAUACAUGUAUAUAUACUAGUAUUACAAUCCAUGUAUUUGGUAUAUAAAGCUAUAGUUCAACUAUACAUCAUGUACCCACAAGCUCAAAGACUCUGUUGCGACUUCCUAUAAGCGUCCGACACCCUGCACGCCUUUUUCGAGUUUCAGCGGUACUUCAAUCAGGCUGGUAAUCAGCUAUCAUCUCGAUUCUCGACUUAACAGUAGAACAUUGCAGUGACAUUAGUUUUUGCUGUGAACUGCAGAAUGUUUAUAUGAUCCAAUACUAGAAUGUCUUCUCUGAUGAACACUUUUUUAAUCCUGUCUCCAGUUGUUUAUGACCGUAAGGUAAAUUUCUUUUUUUUUUUUUAUUAUUAAAUAAAAAGUUGCUAAACUAAUAAAUUAAUUUUCCCCAGCAAAAAAAAACUUAAUAAGCAGAUUCCAUCAAGAAAAAAGUAUUACCUCCGUUCUAAUUUACUUGCAAUCACGCAGUAUAAUGCACAAAUUUAAUCCUCAAUAUGUCAAAUUAUAUGUAAUAAAAAUUAUAAAAAUUGGUUAUUAAUAAUCUUGCGUUGAAACGAAUCAAACGAGAUCUCAGUUGACUAUGUUUUAACUUAUAGAUUAAAAAUUAAUCACAAACUAAGAAUGAUGAAUGAAUAGUGCAAUAUUUCUAAUAGUGCAAGUAAUUCAAAACGGAGGAAGUAAGAAUCAUGGUCCUGUUCUUGGUAUGAAUUCUAUCUUUCCAGCACAUAUAAAAUGGCUAUUUCUUGAAAAAGCUUGUAAAUGACUCCUAACCAAACAUUUGGACCACCAUUUUCCAUAAAUAUAUGAUUGUUAAUUCCAUCAAAUCUCAAAUCAGAAGCAUAUUCAUUUCUGCUGGUGUGAUUGCCAUUUGCCAGUAGUUGGCAAGAACAGGGGACCUUCCAACAUAUUCAAAUUUAAAUUUAUGGAUCAUUGAAUUGCUUGUUUGGUGUGUAGGAUUCAGAUAUUUGUUUCAUUUUUUGACAAUCUAAGUGUAUUUAUUACCAAUAUGAGGGUCAAUGUUGUUAUCAGAGUAGAAUUAUAUACAUCUAACCUUUAAAUCUACUUCAAAUAGGAGUGAUGUGUUUUCAUGUCGCCACUCGGCUCUAUUAUCAUAAACAUGUCUAUUAUUAGUUCAUCGUUAGUUCUCUACUUCAAUUAGCAAUUGAACAAAAUGUUACAUUUUUUGGGUUAGAAAAGAGAGUGAAUUGCAAUUUUAAAGUCAUGUUUCCAAUUGAAAUUUUGAACAAUUUUCAAUUGGUUGAUUCGAUUCUCAUUAACUUAUAAAGAUAAAGGGUAAAAGUCGAAUAUUUAGAGAGUCGUAUUUUAUAACUCUAUUUUCAGGUUAGUUUAAUAAGUUUAAAACUAUAUUUGAUAAGUAUACCUCAACUAUAAAAAUUGAUGACCCUUAAUGGAUCACAAUAUAGCUAAAAAGUAUUGAUAAAACAUUCAAAAAUCAAAACUAUUAUUAUAGUAAAUUAGUGUUAAAGACUAAUAAACCAAAUCCAAAACAUUGUAAGUUUGAAAUUAGGUUUUAUUUCAAUGAAACUAAGUAUUAUAUUUCUUAAUUUAGAUUAUGAAUUUGAUUCAAUCCUGUAUAAUAUGAAAAGUUUGUUCAUGGAAAAAUUCAAAGGAAAAUGGUGAUGACUUUUCCAUUAUUUGGUGGAAAGAAAUGAAGAGUGAAAACUUGUCAUAUUCUUGAAAUGUUUUGACUGGUUUAUUACAUAUUGGACUAUUUUUAUUCAUGGAUGACUUUUAUUUAAUACUUUUUAUUUAAGUAAUGGUUUUUUGAAUGAUGUUAAAGAGUAAACAACGAAAUCUGAAUACCAAUUUCAAGUUCACAUUUUUGUCCAUUCAACCCAUCUAAUCUUGUCUACUCCUUUUUGUUUGUAUACCACUUAAUUAAACAAGUGUAUGGUCAACUAAAUGUCAUGAAUUUAUUUUUUGUUAUGAUUAUUAUGUCAUCAUAUGAAGUUUAAUUAACAUUAUC